CCAAAAAUAUUUUAUUGACGUUAUCUUGUGUUUUUGCAUUGUAUUAUUGUAUUAUUAUUUAUUUUAAAAUCAUUCAAAUGACGAUGACAAACAAAGUUAUCAAUUUGUAUUCAGGAAACAGUAGUAGAUAAACGAUUAAAACAAACUGAUUAUUACCAGUAAUAGUAUUUGAAUAGAAAUCUUUAUUUGUAUCUGAACAAUGUCGUGGUUAACAAUUGUACAAAUAUUUUGCGUUUGUGCGAGUUUAAGCUACGGGGAUAUUGUGUGGCAACAGCCAGAACAAGUGCAUAUUGCUUAUGGAAAUAAUAUUUUUGAAAUAGUUGUGACAUGGAGUACUUUCAACGAAACACCCAGUUCUAUUGUCGAGUACGGAAUUGGUGGACUGAUACUGCAAGAAGUGGGUACUUCAAAAAUUUUCACUGAUGGAGGAGAGCUGCACCGUUCACAGUAUAUUCACAAAGUUACCCUUAAAGAUCUCACCCCAGAUAGCAAAUAUGUUUACCACUGUGGGAGUGAGAUGGGCUGGUCCAAUUUAUUUUUCUUUAAAACCGCUCCUAAUACUACAGAUUGGCAGCCACAUUUAUUAAUUUUUGGCGACAUGGGUAAUGAAAAUGCUCAGUCUUUGGUCCGCUUACAAGAAGAAACACAAAGAGGGUUGUAUGAUGCUGCCUUGCAUGUAGGCGAUUUUGCUUAUGAUAUGGAUUCGGAAAAUGCAGAAGUUGGUGAUGCUUUUAUGAGGCAAAUUGAAAGCAUUUCUGCGUACUUGCCUUAUAUGACUUGCCCCGGAAAUCACGAGGAAAAUUACAAUUUCAGUAACUACCGUGAACGGUUCAGCAUGCCAGGUGGUUCGGAAUCCUACAUGUUCAGCAUCAACGUAGGGCCUUUACACAUCAUAUCCAUAUCGACGGAAGUUUAUUACUUCAUGAACUACGGCAUAAAGCCUCUGGUAUUCCAGUACCAGUGGCUGGAAAACGAUCUGGCUCAAGCCAACUUACCAGAGAACAGGGAGAAGCAACCCUGGAUCGUCGUUAUGGGUCACAGACCCAUGUACUGUUCGAAUCUGAACCACGACGACUGCACUCACUACGAGACACUAACCAGAGUAGGUCUACCGUUUUUACACUUUUUCGGUUUGGAGCAGUUGUUCUAUAACUACGGCGUAGAUUUAGAAAUAUGGGCACACGAACAUUCCUAUGAAAGACUAUGGCCUAUUUAUAACUAUACGGUGUACAACGGUAGCUAUGAACAACCAUACGUGAAUCCUUCGGCUCCCGUCCAUAUCGUGACUGGUUCGGCGGGUUGUAAGGAAGGCAGGGAAAAUUUCACUAUAACCAGACCGCCUUGGUCGGCUUACAUCAGCCGUGAUUAUGGCUACACUCGACUAAAAGCAUAUAACGGGUCACAUUUGUAUAUCGAGCAAGUGUCCGACGAUAAAGACGGAGCCGUAAUAGAUUCGAUUUGGCUCAUUAAAGAAAAGCACGGAUCUUAUCCACUUUCCAAAAUGGACUGGGCGAAACUGGACGAGAUGAGAUUGAAAAAUUUAAAUUCAAUGACGUAGAACCGUAAUAAAUAUUUCUCAUUACAUUUGUUGAUAUUAAUCUAAUUGUAGAUGUACUCUACUUAUUCGAAUCUUUCGAAAUUUUUGUAAUGCACCUACAUUAUGUUUAAUGUAAAUAACAAAUAUUUAGUUGAAAAAUAUGACUGUAAAUGUGAUAUUGCCAUGCCAAAAAUAAAC
Molecule: messenger RNA, 1735 nt
Organism: Anoplophora glabripennis (Asian longhorned beetle)
Lineage: Eukaryota; Metazoa; Arthropoda; Insecta; Coleoptera; Cerambycidae
Product: acid phosphatase type 7
Exons: 4
Coding region: 200-1558 (452 amino acids)
Molecular function (GO): metal ion binding; acid phosphatase activity
Source: RefSeq, a predicted model, not a curated record